AUGUUGGUCACAGAAACGUUCCAUGGUUACAUCGAAACGACCCAAGACGUCCUGUUGAUUUUUGAAGGUUGUCGUAGAGGCUUAUUACCAAGAAUAUGCAGAAGAUUGCAGGAAAGGGAACGUAAAAUGAUUAGAUCAGGCUCAAUUUUCGUUUUCGAUGAAAGAGAAUCAGGCAUUAAGCGCUGGACAGACGGUAGAGUUUGGAGCCCUUCUCGUAUUUUGGGCAAUUUUCUAAUUUAUAGGGAACUCGAUAAGAAACAAGCGGGUGAAAAACGUUUGUCAACCUCCUCAAACGCAAGUUUAAUAGAGAAUCCAUUGGCAGCAGCUAGGAGAAGUUUUAGCAUAGAUGGUGGUGGUGGUGCUUCUAUUGAUAGAAACAAGGAACGUCAAUUAGUCGGAAGCUUAUCCGAUUCGUACAGGUUUAAAGAAGAUGGGUUGAUAAAGAAGACCAUGUCAAUUAUCGUAAACGGUGUCGCUCAGCACUUGAUUUCAUACUAUGACCCUAACGAAGUACUGCAAGAAAAGUUACGCGCGCCCUCCUCCGUGCCUGAGCUUGCAAGCCUGGAAAUAUCCCCAGAACUUCUUGUGAAACAAAACUUCAGGAUUCCUCCUUUGGUUGAG
Molecule: messenger RNA, 621 nt
Organism: Mycotypha africana
Lineage: Eukaryota; Fungi; Mucoromycota; Mucoromycetes; Mucorales; Mycotyphaceae
Product: Gti1/Pac2 family-domain-containing protein
Exons: 2
Molecular function (GO): DNA binding
Source: RefSeq, a predicted model, not a curated record